Molecule: messenger RNA, 1415 nt
Organism: Brassica oleracea var. oleracea
Lineage: Eukaryota; Viridiplantae; Streptophyta; Magnoliopsida; Brassicales; Brassicaceae
Product: mediator-associated protein 1-like
Exons: 1
Coding region: 86-1228 (380 amino acids)
Biological process (GO): regulation of DNA-templated transcription
Cellular component (GO): nucleus
Source: RefSeq, a predicted model, not a curated record
ACUUCUCUUUAUAUUCCUUGUCUCUAACUGUACUUGCCGUCUCACAGACAAAAGCCCUAACCACUUCCCUUCCAAAGCUCCCCCAAUGUCGAAGAAGCGUAACCCUUUGGAAGAUCCACCCGCCGCUUCAUCAAGCGACGAAGAAGAAGUCGAGUCUUCCGCCGAGGAAGAAGAAGAAGAAGACGAUAACUCCUCAUCUGAAGAAGAAGAAGAAGACGACGAUCCCAAACCUCCUCCCUCCUCCUCCGCCGUCACGAUCGCCGUCCCAGGCAAACCCACUGCUACCCUCCCCGCCGAUUCAGAAUCCGGAUCGGAGACCGAGACCGACUCCGAAUCUGAACCGGAGCAACCAACAAACAAGGGAUCUGGCAAAGCGGUCCUCACCGCGAAGAAGGACAAGGACGCUCCUCCUCCGCCGCCUGUUGCUCUAGCUUUACCGGCGAAAUCGGGAGCGAAGCGGCCUAGCACUGAAGGUCCGUCGAAGGAGACGAACUCCAAGCGGGUUAAGAAGGAUGAAGAGAAGAGAGAAGACUCGAAGAAGCCUGCUGCUUUCCAGAGGCUAUGGACCGAAGAAGACGAGAUCGCUGUCUUGCAAGGUAUGAUCGAUUUCAAGAAGGAUACAGGGAAGUCUCCUUACGACGACACGAAUGUUUACUAUGAUUACAUCAAGAAGUCUAUUAGCUUUGAGGUUAGCAAGAACCAGUUUAUGGAUAAGAUUAGGAGCUUAAGGAAGAAGUACAUCGGUAAGGAGAAACCGUCUUUCACGAAGCCGCAUGAUCAGAAGUCUUAUAGGCUGUGUCAGUAUAUCUGGGGACCUGAUGGGAUGGGUCUUGAAUCCGCUGUUAAGUCCAACGGUGCUUCGAAAAAGAGUCAGAAGAAGACUAAGAAGCUUGAUUCCGUCAAGCAGGAGCUUUCCUUUGGUGCCUCCCCCAAUGGUAAGACGGUUGAUGAUGAUGAGAAUGAUGUGGAGGUGGCGGUUGCUGCUAAGAAGCAUGAUUGGUUCGACAACUCGUUUCUUGUUCAGGGGAUUGCGGGGUUCGGUGUUGAUGAGCAUCAUGUCAAACAGAGAUGGAGUUUGGUUCCGGUCGAGACCAAGAAGAAGGUUGAAGAGAAGCUCAAGCUGUUGCAGGCCAAGGAAAUUGAGUUUGUGUUGCAGAAGACUGAGGUUUUGCAUCAAGUGACCACUAUGAUCGCUGAAGCAUCUAAGAACAAGCCAUUAGAUAUAUAGAUUGAAUGCCAAUGUCUGUCUUUUGCUUUUGUUUUUUUUUUUUGAACUUAGGGUUUUACCCUUUUGAUUCCAUGUUAUGAUCUAUCUAUUAUGUAAUUUUCUGGUUUAUUUUGAUGGUUUUCUCUCAUAUGAAACUCUCUGUUUUGGUUUUGUUGCUUAUAUAUAAAAGUAGGCCUGGGAUUUUAAA